ACAAACAUAGAUACGUCGUCAAUAGUAAAACAAUAGUUCAUGUCUCGGACUAAACAACUAAAUAGACGCAUCUCCCUCCACAACAAGCAGUUCUGUAGGAACUGAAUUCUCAAAAUAUGUCGGCGACGAACGCGAUAGAAAAUCUGAAUUUGAGGGGUCUCUCAGUCACGUGUCGCCGCUGCAAACACAUGUAUAAUGAUGAAGAUCACCAACCGCGCCUCUUGCCAUGUCUACAUGACGUAUGCCUUGACUGCCUGUGCGAGCUGGUAUUUGAUGAGAUUUUGAUAUGUCCGGAAUGUAAAUUGUCCCACGAGACGCCGGAUAAUGACGUCACUUUAUUUCCUAAGGAUCCCAUGAAGAUGGCACAGACAUCGCAAAACGCAGAAGCCCUUACAGAAGUUUUCUGUGACUUCUGUGAUCAAGAGCCCAAGGCAUCACAUCGCUGCAUGGAUUGUCUUGAUAAUCUCUGUUCAGAGUGUCUGGCAAUUCAUAAGAAGUACAAAAAGUACCGUUCUCAUGACAUUGUUUCAAUGGAAGAGUAUGCAAAGCUGCAACAACAUCAUGUUAAGACUGCCUCAAAAUGCACAGCUCCCGGACACUCCAAUGAGGAAAUGAAAUUCUUCUGCAGUGAUAAAGAUUGUGAGCGAUGCCUCUGCUCGUUAUGUGUUAUUUCGCAUAUCGAGGAGAACCAUAGAGUGCUUAAAAUUGACACCGUUUUUGAGAAUAGAUUGAGAAACAUUAAAGCCAUUGAAGCAGAUUUACUGCAUCAAAGCGAAAAUGUGGAUGCCGCCAUAGAAACAAUCAAAGACGAGAUCAACAACGUAGACAAAAUGUCAGAGGAGGCUUUGAGAGACGCCAAUGUCACGUAUAAUCACGUGAUCAAACAACUCGAACAGAGAAAAUCCGAUGUAAAAAAAUUCAUCCAGUCAGAGCGAGAGAGGAAGAAAAUGACUCUAACAGAACAACAGAAGGGAUUCCUGAUGGGUAAACAUGCUAUAGAUGAUGGCAGAAGUUACCUAAAGAAUAUUUUGGAAAGUGGAAAUAAACUAGAAUUCCUCAAUCUUGAACGACUAAUUCGGGAACAGUUUUUGAGACUAGCAAAUGAGAAUCAUCAAUGUAUACCAUGCAUUAACCCUAUAAUCCGUUUUUCUUCUUUCAACAUGCUUGAAGAACUUGAGGAAAGAAUUAAUGUCUUAGGCACUGUUGUCUUUUCGAAUGCUUAUGCAUCUUACACCAAAAUGAAGAUUCCUUCUUCCACUCAUGUUGGCGAGACCUUUGAAGUCAGUAUUCAGUUGUUUGAUCAAUAUAAAAAGGUAAUCCAAGAGGACGACCUGGACAUUCAAAUCUGUCUAGUGGACCCUGUUGGAAAGCUUACACGGUCGCUCUACCCUUGCCAGGAAAAAGAUGGCGGUGUUCUGAAUACAAGCUUCCGUGUGGAAGUGGUUGGAAUCUUUUGCGUAGAAGUGCUCCUACUCGGACGGCCAUUUUACAUCCACAAUCAGUCACUGGACAUCUCGGAGAGGUCAAUAUCACCAGUUGAUGAUGUUGCUCAGAGUAUUGACGUCGUGAGGAGUCCCAUUCCUGAUCUAGUACUAUCACAGGAUGACAUGAAACCUUCCAGUUCUCCAAGGCGGCCCUUUAGCUCAUGUUCCUCUAGACCAGAGCGCAGUCGAAUGAUCUAUACAUGUCCUGUUUUUCAUCUUGAUGAAUCAACCCUGCACAAGAAUUGUUUUAUAUCUCAAAGCAAACGGAUACUUUCAAACGCAUCCACAGCGGUUUCACAGUACCAUACGACCCUCGUCAAUAGAGCAAGUGUGUACAACGGCGCUGCGGGCUCGAUAAGUUUCGUCUCUCCCUGUGCGGCAUUUUUUGAGGUGGAAAUAAAGUAUGACAUCUGGGAGGAUCUCAAGCUUAAUGACGUCAUAUGUGAUGUCAUAAUGACAAACUUCGAAUUGUCUCAUUUUACUACACCUCUACGACACCACAACUUAGGUUGGAGCUUUUCUGUAUUGUUUUGUGAGAAGUGCCACCAAAUUUGCAUUGAGUGUUGGGACCACGACGUCAUGGUCGGCCAUUUGCCUGUUGGUCUUGUGUCAAGAAAGUCAUCUUUGAAUAAGAUUAUUGGAAUCUUUGUCGACGACACAAACUCUUGUAUCUCCGUUGUAGACACAACAGAGUCGGAUCUCAUCACCCGAUUUGAUGACGUCAUGUUUGACAAACCUCUUUGGCCCGCAUUUUGCGUCCACCCAUCAGAUAAAUUUACUGUAGAAUUGAAAAUAAGAGCCGACUGUACAUCGAUGUUUAGCGUUCUAAUCGCUAUUUUCGUUUGUAUUCCAUUUGAUGGAACAAGUGCUGCUAGCGAAUUGUUCCACAAUGCGGACUUUGAGAGUAGUUCUUUUUCCGGUAAUUGGGUCGCGAUUGAUUGUACCAUGAUUUCUUAUUCAGGAGACAAGUAUCAUGGAUCCCACAGCGUCAUGGUGUCCAACAGACAUCAUCCUUGGUCAGCGCCACGGCAGACUUUUUCCGUUAGUCCAGGGAAGAACUAUGUGGUUAAGAUAUUUUUUAAGCUCCUUAACCUUCCUUCCGGAAAGCCCUACACCAACGUGGAACUGAUGCUCGCUCUUACAGUUAACGGUAAGCCGAAGUACUCCGUACUGUCACGACUUCCGAUGCAACGUAUGGAAUCAGAAUGGACUGAAAUCAGUGGAGAUUUCCAUGCUGCACAAGGGGCCACCACCGCCGGUAUAUACGUGCAGGUUCCGGACACAGGGGUGGAUUUUCUGAUUGACUCCGCUAGUGCCCAGGAGUUGGCCCACAAUUCCCACUGGUUGUCUGAUGCACAAAAGCGAAUCAACAGCAUCCGGAAGGCUCCUGUCACUUUCAAGCUGCCAUCAGGAGUGAAUGUACACGGGGUGUCUGUCGAGCUGGUUCAGAAGGAGCGUGCCUUCGCGUUCGGUACCUGUGUAGCUGCUGCUUACAUGACCGACUCCCACAAGAACUAUCAAGAUUUUGUGUAUAAUAAUUUUGAAUGGGCUGUCUUAGAGAACGCCUUGAAAUGGAGACAAAUGGAAUGGACAGAAAAUAACAUCAACUAUGCCAAGCCGUUAAAUGCUAUCAAUGCAUUGCGCACACACGGGAUUAAGGUACGAGGACACAACAUGUUCUGGGCGGUGGACGAAUUUGUUCCUCAGUGGCUCUCGGGAAAAUCAAGAGCUGAUCUGUUGUCUUCUAUGAAAAAUCACGUGAACCAAGUGAUCUCGAGGACUAGCGGAAAGUUGGAACAUUGGGAUGUUAACAAUGAAAAUCUCCAUGGUGAUUGGUAUGAACGUCACACGGGGGACCCGAAUAUUACAGAGAAAAUGUUCCAGUGGGUCCACCAACAAGAACCGAACGUUAAACUGUUCCUCAAUGACUACGAAGUCGUUACCUCGUCUAGUGAGACAACAGCUCUGAGGAAUCAGGGACUGCAUCUCAAAAAGGACGGAGUACCAGUUUAUGGCCUUGGUAUCCAAGGUCAUUUCUUUUCACAUAACCUCGACAUGGACGUUCUCAAAUACCGACUGGACAAACUGGCUGAAUCCGGACUGAAGUUGUGGAUCACGGAGCUGACUAUGUUUGAUACGGACAACAACCGGAAGGCAACAAAUUUAGAGAACGUCCUGACCAUGUUCUUUAGCCACCCAGCGGUAGAGGGCGUCUUAUUCUGGGGAUUCUGGGACGAGCGUAUCUGGCACAAACAGGACGCUCUUUUCAACGGAGCAAACAUCACACCAAACGCAGCAGGGCAAAAAUACCUCGACCUUUUCCAUAAAACUUGGAAGACAUAUUUCGUUCACAAUGUAAAUCCCGGGCACACCGUUCACACCAGUGCCUUCCUAGGAGACUACCUACUAAACAUAAAGAAAAAUGGUCACCUCAUUCAUCAAGAAAACUUUAGCCUGGACAAGCCAGGGAAAGACAUCACCAUUCAUCUUACAGGUGAUCACAAUCACGUUUCACAGAUUGCGUUUGGAUAAUUCAAAUGCUUACAGCAAAUAAACAAUUUUGUUUACCUAUGA
Messenger RNA from Ostrea edulis (European flat oyster), 4058 nucleotides. RefSeq lists its product as uncharacterized. Lineage: Eukaryota; Metazoa; Mollusca; Bivalvia; Ostreida; Ostreidae. Gene Ontology annotation, biological process: carbohydrate metabolic process. The record is from RefSeq and is a predicted model, not a curated record. Gene Ontology annotation, molecular function: zinc ion binding; hydrolase activity, hydrolyzing O-glycosyl compounds. The transcript is spliced from 19 exons. The coding region runs from base 117 to 4016 and encodes 1299 amino acids.